Messenger RNA from Capsella rubella, 1014 nucleotides. RefSeq names its product GDSL esterase/lipase At5g03980. Lineage: Eukaryota; Viridiplantae; Streptophyta; Magnoliopsida; Brassicales; Brassicaceae. Gene Ontology annotation, molecular function: hydrolase activity, acting on ester bonds. The record is from RefSeq and is a predicted model, not a curated record.
AUGUCUACGACAAAGGCAUUAUCGCUUCUCGUGCUUCUUCUCUUCGUGUCCCUUGUCCACGCCACAGAUCAAUGUCCGAUCACUUCCAUCUACCAAUUCGGUGACUCCAUCUCCGACACGGGAAAUCUAAUUCGCAACGGUCCUGCUUGGUCUCCCACUCCUAAACCCUUACCUCAACGGAACUACAGUCACAAAGCCUUCUCUUACAAGAACGGUGUUAACUUCGCCGUCUCCGGAAGCACAGCACUCAACAGCUCAUUCUUCGCCGCGAGAAACCUCCACGUUCCGGCAACAAACAUUCCUCUCUCCACACAGCUCGCUUGGUUCAAGUCUCAUCUACUUUCCACGUGUCAAGGUGCCCCUUCUUCGGACUGCUUGAAGCAGUCGCUUUUCAUGAUGGGCGAGAUCGGAGGCAACGACUACAACUACGGUUUCUUCCAAGGCAAACCCAUGGAAGAGAUUAGAAGCUACAUACCUCAUGUGGUUGGAGCCAUCACAGCCGCAGCUAGGGAGGUGAUCCGAACCGGUGCAGUUAACGUGGUCGUCCCAGGGAACUUUCCGGUCGGAUGUUUUCCGAUAUACUUGACAUCUUUCCCCGUGAAGGAUCCAAAAGCUUACGACGACCAAGGAUGCUUGAAGCAUCUCAACGAAUUCGCCAUGGAUCACAAUAACCAACUCCAAGAAGCUAUAGCUUCUUUGAGAAAAGAGUUUCCCCAUGUGGCUAUAGUCUAUGGCGAUUACUACAACGCGUUUCAGAACGUUCUACGCAGUGAAGGCCGAUUCGACAAGAGCGUGGCUUUAAAGUCGUGUUGCGGGAUCGGUGGAGCUUACAACUACGACGGAAAGAGGCCUUGCGGAGCAGCGGGAGUGCCGGUGUGUCAGAACCCAAACAAGUUCAUAAGUUGGGAUGGAGUGCACUUGACUCAGAAGGCUUAUAGGUUCAUGUCUAAGUUCUUGAACAAUCAGAUUCUUUCAUAGAUCAAGUGUACUAGCUUAGACCACCUCCAUUUGUGA